CCCGUCUCCUGCCGCCGACUGGACCGGAGGAGGACGGGCCUCUGCGUGGCGCGGCUCCCCACCCCCCUGGCACAGUGGGGGGCGCCGGGAUCCCGACGCCUCGGUUCGAGUGGGACGCGGGGAGUGAUACCCGAGGAUGUGGGUGCCCAGGUGCCAGGUGACGCGCUAGGAACCGCUGCUGCUGGCUGAACUCAAGCCCGGGCGCCCCCACCAGUUCGAUUGGAAGUCGAGCUGUGAAACCUGGAGCGUCGCCUUCUCCCCGGAUGGUUCCUGGUUCGCCUGGUCUCAAGGACACUGCAUCGUCAAGCUGAUCCCCUGGCCACUGGAGGAGCAGUUCAUCCCUAAAGGGUUUGAAGCCAAAAGCCGAAGCAGCAAAAAUGACACAAAAGGGCGAGGCAGCCCGAAGGAGAAGACGCUGGACUGUGGGCAGAUUGUCUGGGGCUUGGCCUUCAGCCCGUGGCCUUCUCCACCUAGCAGGAAGCUCUGGGCGCGCCACCACCCCCAAGUGCCAGAUGUCUCUUGCCUGAUCCUUGCUACAGGGCUCAACGAUGGGCAGAUCAAGAUUUGGGAGGUCCAGACAGGGCUCCUGCUUUUGAAUCUUUCUGGCCACCAAGACGUCGUGAGAGAUCUGAGCUUCACACCCAGUGGCAGUUUGAUUCUGGUCUCUGCGUCUCGAGAUAAGACUCUGCGCAUCUGGGACCUGAAUAAACAUGGUAAACAGAUUCAGGUGUUAUCAGGCCACCUGCAGUGGGUUUACUGCUGCUCCAUCUCACCAGACUGCAGCAUGCUGUGUUCUGCGGCCGGAGAGAAGUCGGUCUUUCUGUGGAGCAUGCGGUCCUACACGUUAAUCCGGAAGCUAGAGGGCCACCAAAGCAGCGUUGUCUCUUGUGACUUCUCCCCCGACUCUGCCUUGCUUGUCACGGCUUCUUACGAUACCAAUGUGAUCAUGUGGGACCCCUACACUGGCGAGAGGCUGAGGUCACUCCACCACACCCAGCUCAGCUCCCCCAUGGAUGACAGUGACGUCCACAUAAGCUCCCUGAGAUCUGUGUGCUUCUCCCCCGAAGGCUUGUACCUCGCCACAGUGGCUGAUGACAGGCUCCUCAGGAUCUGGGCUCUCGAACUGAAAACUCCAAUUGCAUUUGCUCCUAUGACCAAUGGUCUUUGCUGCACAUUUUUUCCACAUGGUGGAGUUAUUGCCACAGGGACAAGGGAUGGCCAUGUCCAGUUCUGGACAGCUCCUAGGGUCCUGUCAUCACUCAAGCACUUAUGCCGGAAAGCCCUUCGAAGUUUCCUGACAACGUACCAAGUGCUAGCACUGCCAAUCCCCAAAAAGAUGAAAGAGUUCCUCACGUACAGGACUUUUUAAGCCAUUCUCCAUAGUCUUGUUUUCCUUGUAGCAGGAUGAAUCUUCCUGACAAAGGAGUAGCCGGAGUAAUGGGCCAAACAUCUGGUCGUGGAUGGAAAUAGAAUUUCUCUUUGGGAUUGUGAAUAGAAUGUAGCAAAACCAGAUUCCAGGGGAUCCGUCACGGGUCUUUUCUCCGUGACACGUGAGAGUCAGUCAGAGAAGAGGGGAUUCCACUCCCGAGGUGACAGAGCCUGAGGACCUUGACUCUUUAGCCCACCUACACACGGCAGUGCCGUUUUGAUUCAGAAUGCCAUAGCUGAGAGGAGCACCUGGGCUUUGAGCCCCUCUGUGGUAACAGAGAAGUUUCAACUCCCUUGACUGGGUGUGGCUUCUUCCAAGUGUCCAUCUCCCACUGGUCAGAGUGGCCUUGGCCUGGGCAAGUGCUUGCCUUCCUCUCGCCCCCUCUGACCAUCUGCUGGGAGGUACUACUUAGCUUAACAAAGUACAGGUGACUCAGAGGCCGUGCUCCUGACAGACACUAGAAUUGGCUUUUUUUUUUUUUUUUUUAAACAAUGGUGUGCAUGUGCAGGAGGUGGCAGAUUUGUGUGUCAGGUUACACAGGAUGUAUCCCUAAACUGCAUGACUGUUCAGAUGGCUACUGACUUGCCAGUUGUUUGCCAUCCAUUAGCAUAUUUAUUUGCUGUUCUCAACACAUGUUAAGGUACAACUGUGCUUUUCUCGAUGGUAUCUAAAAACCAUAGUACUUAAUUCCAGCAGUUGUGAGGAUGUCUCUUAGUUGUGUAAAGAAUCCGUGUCAUCACUUCAGCUGAUUUCCUCCUGUACAAGAUCUGACUUGACUGCUUCACCUCAUUGGACUCAUCAGCCAGUUUCAACUCUACUCCCAAACAAAAUUAGCUCCUCAAAAGUACUGUUCUCCUUCAGUGACGUAUAGUUACCUAAUCAAGACACCUCAUUCAAAGUCUGCCUUUGGAAAAUUUAAUAUAUUUUAAAUUAUUUUAAAAGAAA
Phacochoerus africanus (Common warthog) is the source of this 2374-nucleotide messenger RNA. RefSeq names its product WD repeat and SOCS box containing 2 (gene WSB2). The record is from RefSeq and is a predicted model, not a curated record. NCBI's taxonomy places the organism in Eukaryota, Metazoa, Chordata, Mammalia, Artiodactyla, Suidae. The coding region runs from base 785 to 1369 and encodes 194 amino acids. The transcript has 9 exons. Gene Ontology annotation, molecular function: protein binding. Gene Ontology annotation, biological process: intracellular signal transduction.